UUUUUGGUUGAACCCAUCUCAUCUCUAAUCUCUAUCCCUUAUUCAUACUUGUAUUGUCGUUCAUCGGCAUUUUUUUGGCUUUUCCCACUUCAUCUUCUUCAAAUUCUCUCCUAUUUCUGAUCCAAACACUUCUUUUGAUCAUUACAAACUUCCCCAAUUCCCGCAUCAUGUCUUCUUCUUCUUCACCCACUCUCUUCUGCGCCGUAGUUUCGAUUCUAAUCUCCAUUUCCAUCUCAGCCUCAGCUACAGAGUUUGUCUUCAACACCAAUUUCACUUCCACUAAUACUUUGCUCUUCGGCAACGCCACCAUUGAUUCUUCUCUUCUUAUCCUCACUAGAAAUUCCCCUUUCACCAUCGGCCGUGCUCUUUACCCUUUCAAAAUUCCGAUCCAUUUCUCCAAUUCUUCAUUUUCCUUUGCGACUUCUUUCAUUUUCUCUGUUGCCCCUCAGCCAAAUCUUCUCCCUGGCCAUGGAUUUGCUUUUCUCUUCACACCCUUUGCUGGAAUCAACGGCACCAGCUCGGCUCAGCAUUUGGGGCUUUUCAAUUUCACCAAUAAUGGCAGCCCCAAUAACCAUGUCUUCGCUGUUGAGUUCGAUUCGUUCCAAAAUGUGGAGUUCAACGAUACCAAUGAUAACCAUGUGGGCGUGGAUUUGAAUUCUCUUGAAUCUACUGUUUCCUCUGCAGCAGGGUUUUGGAGUGGACCAGAUGAUGGAGAGUUCAAGGAAUUGAAGAUCAAUAAUGGAGAAACUUAUCAGGUUUGGAUUGACUGUCUAGAUUCUUUAGUUAAUAUUACAAUGGCUGAAGUGGGAAUGAUAAGGCCUAGAAGGCCAUUGAUAUCACUGUCUGUUAAGUUCUCUGGAUUGCUUUUGGAUGAAAUGUAUGUAGGAUUUACAGCAGCCACAGGGCAAUUAGUUCAAAGCCAUAAGAUAUUAUCUUGGAGUUUUAGUACCUCUAACUUAUCUAUUGCUGAUGCUUUAGUAAUAACAGAUUUGCCAUCUUUUGUUCCUCAAAAGGGGGGCUCCAUUUUUGACUCAUUAGCUUUCAUAUUGGGGAUAACUCUGGGGGGUGUUGGACUUGUGAUUAUCUGUUGUUUUGUAAUCUAUAUUGUUGUAAUUAUCAAAAGGAGGGGAAGAAAGAAACCAAAGGAUGGUGAAAUUGAAGAUUGGGAGUUAGAAUAUUGGCCACAUAGGUUUACUUAUGAAGAUGUUUAUGAAGCAACUGAUGGGUUCUCAGAAGCCAAUGUGAUUGGGUUUGGGAGAAAUGGGAAGGUCUACAAAGGGACAUUAGGGAGAUCAAAAGUUGCUGUGAAGAGAAUUUCUGUUGAAGGUGAGAGUGGAAUGAGGGAGUUUGUAGCUGAGAUUUCAAGUUUAGGAAGAUUAAAGCAUAGAAAUCUAGUAAAGCUUAUAGGAUGGUGUAAGAAGGAGAAAGGAAGCUUAAUCUUAAUGUAUGAUUACAUGGAAAAUGGAAGUUUAGACAAGAAACUAUUUGAGUGUGAUGAGAAUGAAAUGCUGAGUUGGGAGAAAAGGAUGAAAGUUUUGAGAGAUGUAGCCACAGGGUUGCUAUAUCUACACCAAGGUUGGGAUUCCAAGGUUCUGCAUAGAGACAUAAAGUCGAACAAUGUGCUACUUGACAAGGACAUGAAUGCAAGGUUAGGAGACUUUGGGUUGGCUCGAAUGCAACCCCAUGAACGAACGGCAGACACAACUCGUGUAAUGGGAACUGUUGGGUAUAUGGCGCCGGAGGUGGUUCGAACAGGGAGAGUAUCUUCACAAUCAGAUGUUUUCGGAUUCGGAGUGUUGAUUUUGGAGGUUGUUUGUGGGAGGAGAGCAAUAGAAGAAGGGAAGCCAUGGUUGAUAGAUUGGGUUAGAGGAUUAAUGGAGAGGAAUGAGAUUGGAUUAGCAGUUGAUGAGAGAUUGAAAGUUGAGGAAACAAGUUGGAAUGAGGAUGAAAUGGAGAGAAUGGUUUGUUUGGGGUUAUUAUGUGCACAUAAUGAAGCUGUUGCAAGGCCAACAAUGCAACAAGUUGUGAAUAUUUUGUAUGAGAGAAAUGGAAAUGGUUCAAAUGAUGGAUUGUUAAAUAGAUUAAGAUCAACAAGAAUAAUGUCUGAGAUUUAUCAAGGCAACAAUUCUCAGCAACAUCAUCCAACGUUUGAAGAAAUCAAAACAUCUUCAUCUUCAACAUCGCUCAUCGAAUCUGAUAUUUUAAAGAGUGGCCGCUAGCAGAAGAUAACUUUGAUUGUUUUAAUAUUGACACAACAGAUUGUGGUCUUAGAUAUGUAAAUAUUGACACAACAGAUUGUGGUCUUAGAUAUGUAAACUCAGUGUUUAUACUAUGUUUAAUUGAUGAUAUGAUUGUACUUAUUUAUUUUGAUUCUUUUCUAUAUAUAUAUAUAUAUAAGGUUACUAGAUUCAGGCAUUUGAAUUAGGGAUCAGAAUUUUUGGGUGAGAUUUUGGAACAUUGUAAUCUAUGUUUUUAGGGUUACAAUAGGCUGAAGAAAAUGUUAUUUUUUUGGGACAUUAUGUGAUGUGGGAUAAUUGAAUCAGUUUAUAUAGAAUGUUCUCGUUUCUCUA
Molecule: messenger RNA, 2570 nt
Organism: Benincasa hispida (wax gourd)
Lineage: Eukaryota; Viridiplantae; Streptophyta; Magnoliopsida; Cucurbitales; Cucurbitaceae
Source: RefSeq, a predicted model, not a curated record